CGAUCGACUUGCUCGUCCUGGUCUCUUCCCUCUCCUCCAUCUCCCAGCCCACCAUUGUUUCUGUUCCACCAUAUCCACGGAGCUCUCCAUAUAUUAGAUGACGAGAAACCAGUCCUGCGUGGGGUCGCACCCCUAUUCCGCGCAGAACAUGGCCGACGGCGAAGACCUGUCCUACCUCGACUACUAUUUUGAGCAGGGCGCUGUGUCUGAGUCUGUGACGGCUCCGGUGAACCCGCAGGGGAGUAAGAAGAGGGGGGCGUCGGCGAUGGAGGUUGAGGCGACGCAGGGGCAGGGCGUGGUUAACCUGUGGAAUGAGAUGGGGACGGGGUUGCCGGGGUUUAAGAUGCAGAACUCGCCGUGGGAUUCAAUGGAUACCAGCGGCGGGUUAGCGCUUCAUGUGGUUGAGUCGUCGGUGGGGUUUGGGGUGCCGCAGGUGCAUGCCAUGGUCAACCUGGGACUGGGAGCAGAGUGGAUGGGAGGGGUGCCGUCGGCCUCGGCGUCGGAGGCGCGGGGGUGCAAGAGGCAGCGCUCGCCGUCGGGCUCCAUGGAGACCGCGAGCGGCGGCAGCAACGAAGACGGAGGCGGAGGCGCGAUCGCGGAUGAGUCUUUGGCGCCGGCCACGGGGACCGGGGUUGGCGGCGGAGGGAGGCGGCUGUGGAAGAAGGACCGCCACAGCGCGUGGUGGGACACAGUCAGCAGCUUCGGCUACCCGGCGGCGGACUUCAGGCACCAUUUCUGCAUGUCACCCAACACGUUCCAGGUUCUGUGCGAGCAGCUGGCGGCCGCCGUCCGCAAGGAGGACACCGCGCUGCGCGUAGCCAUCCCCGUGCAGCAGCGCGUCGCCGUCUGCGUCUGGCGCCUCGCCACCGGGGAGCCCCUCCGCAAGGUCGCCGAUCGCUUCGCCAUCGGGGUCUCCACCUGCCACAAGCUCGUGCUCGACGUCUGCGGCGCCAUCCAGGCCACGGUCCUGCCCAGCGUCAUCCAGUGGUCGGACUCCGCCGCCAUGGCCACCAACGCAGCCAAGUUCGAGGCCUUGUCUGGCAUACCAGGCAUCAUCGGCGCCGUCUACACCACCCACGUCGCCAUCAUCGCGCCCAAGCACCACGUCAUCAACUACCUAAACCCCCGGGCCACGGCGCGCAACAACAAGACAUGCUACAGCAUCACCCUGCAGGCGUCGGUGGACGCGGAGGGGACCUUCACCGACAUCCGCGUCGGCCCAGGAGCCAUGACCGACGAGCAAACCCUGCUCCUCUGGUCGCUGAACAAGCCCAAGCUUACCGGGGAGACCCUUGGCCAGGGCAUGCGCCUGGUCGGCGGCGCCGGCUACCCACUCACGGACUGGAUGCUGGUGCCCUACUCCCACCAGAACCUGACGUGGACGCAGCACGAGUUCAACCGGAGAGUGGCAAAGGCGCGCGCCGUGGCCGUCAGCGCCUUCCAGAGGCUCAAGGCGCGCUGGGCCUGCCUCCAGAGGCGCACCGAGGUCAAGGUGGACGACCUUUCCGUCAUACUCGGCGCCUGCUGCGCGCUCCACAACAUCUGCGAGCGCAGUGGCGAGCCGUUCGACCUCGAGCUGCUGCAGGGCUUGGAGCUCGACCUAGACGACGACAGCAUGGUCGCCAAUGACCCCGUGUCAUCCUCGGCCGCCGGGCAGAUGCGAGACAACAUCGCCCACAACAUGCUCCACCAUCCCACGGUGGUCGGCGCUGGGUCUUUCUGCUAGCAGCUGCCAGCUAGUACCUGUUAAGUUUCUUGACCUGGUCAGCCGACUCGAGAGUAAAAGGAGUAAGAAUUCAUUGCAUUGGUUCUUUUGUUUGAACGGAAAGAGCGAACAAGUUUUCUUCUCGAGAUUAGCCCCAUGUUUAGUAUGAUUCCGGGCAACGUUUUCUUGUUUUUAAGUUUGGACACAAGAUUGUGGUUUGUGAUAUUGAAAAGGAUGAUAUUUUUUUGGGCAAUGCUAUGCGCUGGCGCGUCGGCCGAAACUUUUGGCCGGCCGGGCGCGGGCUGCACGAUUCACCAACCCCCGCGCG
This is a messenger RNA of Hordeum vulgare subsp. vulgare (domesticated barley), 2033 nucleotides long. Its product is annotated as protein ANTAGONIST OF LIKE HETEROCHROMATIN PROTEIN 1-like. Lineage: Eukaryota; Viridiplantae; Streptophyta; Magnoliopsida; Poales; Poaceae. The coding region runs from base 98 to 1726 and encodes 542 amino acids. The record is from RefSeq and is a predicted model, not a curated record. The transcript has a single exon.